Messenger RNA from Saccharomyces paradoxus, 1653 nucleotides. RefSeq names its product Gzf3p (gene GZF3). The record is from RefSeq and is a predicted model, not a curated record. Gene Ontology annotation, molecular function: zinc ion binding; RNA polymerase II cis-regulatory region sequence-specific DNA binding; DNA-binding transcription factor activity, RNA polymerase II-specific. The transcript has a single exon. NCBI's taxonomy places the organism in Eukaryota, Fungi, Ascomycota, Saccharomycetes, Saccharomycetales, Saccharomycetaceae. Bases 1 to 1653 code for a protein of 550 amino acids. Gene Ontology annotation, biological process: negative regulation of transcription by RNA polymerase II; positive regulation of transcription by RNA polymerase II.
AUGGCAUUGCAGGCAACAACUCUUGGAAGAUAUAACAUUAGAAAACGAGAUAAUGUUUUUGAGCCAAAUUCAAGUGAAAGCCUGAACAGUUUGAAUCAAAGCGAAGAAGAAGGGCAUAUUGGAAGAUGGCCACCUUUGGGUUAUGAAGCUGUUUCCAGCGAGCAAAAAUCAUCAGCUCAAUUGCGUGAACCGCAAGCGGAAGUGUCAAUAAGCAACAAUAUGAAUUUUAAGGCUGAUGACAGGUCCUUUUCCACUUCUGCUUCUGAAAGAACAAGUUCAGAGAAGAAUUCGUUGCAUCACAUAUUACCUAAAAAUCAGGUUAGAAAUAAUGAUCAAGUAACUGAUAGCAAUGGUAACAAUAAUGUAUCCAGUGAAGCCAAUGUUCCAAUUUGCAAAAACUGUUUAACCUCUACAACACCUCUAUGGAGGAGAGAUGAGCAUGGAGCUAUGCUUUGUAAUGCGUGUGGUCUGUUUUUGAAGCUUCAUGGGAAACCCAGGCCAAUUAGUUUGAAAACAGAUGUAAUAAAAUCCCGAAAUAGAAAAAGUAAUACAAAUCAUACACAUAAUUUGGAUAACUUUCGGAACCAGACAAUGAUUGCAGAGCUUAAAGGUGAAGCUAAUAUAGAACCAACUGGCCGUAAGGCAAGCAAGUUCAUAUAUGAAGAUAAAAAAAAAAAUUCUCAACUUUCAAUCGGAACAUCGUCUACGGCGAAGAUAUUCAAGAAGACAAAAACUGAUUCCAAAGAGAGGACCGAUUCCCACUUAUCAGCGACAAAAUUAGAGGUACUGAUGUCGGGGGAUUCUUCGAAGCCGAGGCUAAAACCAAAACUACCAAGACAAGAUACUGCUAUAUACCAAGACAAGUUACUUACGUUCCCAAGCUAUACAGAUAUUAAGGAGUAUUCAAAUUCUGCUCAUCAGUCUACUUUCAUCAAAGAACGGUCGCAAUUCAACGCAGCCUCUUUUCCACUCAACGCUUCACAUUCAGUAACAUCAAAAACGGGCGCAGAUUCUCCCCAAUUGCCUCACUUAUCAAUGCUGCUUGGCAGCUUAAGCAAUACCUCAAUAUCAAAUAAUGCGAGUGAAACAGUUUCCAAUUGCAACAAUGGCAUCGCCUCCACUGCUGCAACUCUGGCGCCAACAUCGUCGCGAACAACUGACUCUAAUCCAUCCGAGGUACCGAAUCAAAUCAGAUCGACAAUGUCUUCCCCAGAUAUAAUAUCUGCUAAGCGUAGCGACCCUGCUCCUUUAUCUUUCCAUAUGGCCUCUAUCAAUGACAUGCUCGAGACAAGAGAUCGUGCAGUUAGCAAUGUGAAAGCCGAGGCCACAUCGCCUCAUUUCAUACCGUUGAUACAAUCUUCCAAGGCUCAUUAUAUACCCACAGCAAAUUCACAAUCGAUCUCAAAUGGCGUUUGCAGCUCCGAUGCCCCAGGACGGAAAAUAGUGAGCCACCCAGUUAAAGGCUUAGAUGAUCGUUUAUCCGCUAAACUGCACAAAGAAGAAGAAAUAAUAAAACUAAAGACUAGAAUAAAUGAGUUAGAACUUGUCACCGAUUUAUAUAGGAGGCAUAUAAACGAAUUAGACGAGAAAUGUCGAGCUCUUGAAGAGCGUUUGGAAAGGGCAGUAAAACAAGAAGGGAGAAAAGGUGGAUAG